AUGAUUAAUGAAAAUUGGUAUCAAACUGCCAUUGAAGAUUAUGGAAUUAAAGAAAUACUUUAUGAAGAACUGAGUGAAGAAAAAGAAAAAAUAGGAUCUGGCGGUUUUGGUAAAAUUUAUAAAACAAAAUGUAAUUCACUAGGAACAGUAGCAAUUAAGGAAAUAACUAUAGAUAUUGAAGUUGAUAUUAAACGUUUUAUUAAAGAGCUAAAACUUCAUAGUCAAAUAAAACACGAAAGAAUAAUUCUAUUCCAUGGAAUAAGCCGAGAUGAACAUAAAGGGCAUUAUCUCGUACUAGAAUAUGCAAAACAAGGGAAUUUACGUGAAUUCAUCACAAAACGAUUUAAAGAAGGUGAAUUUAAGUGGGCAGAAAGAAAACGCCUCGCAAUUCAAAUCGCGGAAGGACUUCGUUAUCUUCAUAAUGAAAAGAACAUCAUACACCGUGAUCUGCAUACGAAAAAUAUCCUUAUUGACGAUGGUAACGUUAAAAUAUCGGAUUUUGGAUUAUCCAAAAAUUUGGAUAGCACAACAAUAUCAACUGAUAAUAGAGCAUUUGGAGUUAUACCAUUUGUCGAUCCGCAAAAAUUGAAUAAUAAAAAUUUUGUAUUGGAUAAAAAAUCUGAUAUUUAUAGUUUAGGAAUGGUAUUAUGGGAAAUUUCAAGUUGUCGUACACCUUUUAUUAGGGAGGAUUAUAAACUUUUGUCUUAUAGGAUUAUUUGUGAAGGUUUAAGAGAAAGACCUAUCACAGGAACUCCAAUUGAAUACAAACAAAUCUAUGUUGAUUGUUGGGAAUUAGAUCCAGAUUCUAGGCCUUUAGUCGUGGAGGUUCUUUCACGAUUGGAAUCCAUGUCACUUGAACCAGUUUUUGAAGGAGAUGAUGAAUAUCCAACAUAUUACCCACCAUCAUCUCCUGAAAAUACUUCUGGGUUUAAUCCUUCUAUGGCUUCUUAUAUUAUCCCUGAUGGUCCAACAAACCCAACUACAUCAUCAACAAAUACAGAAUUACGCGAUCAACCUCUUGGGACUAGACCUAAACAAUUGAAAGAUAAUAACGUAAUAACCAAAUCAUCAAUUAAUGUCAAAGAAAGUUAUGCUGGAGAAAUUAGAUUCAGAUUUACUAAUAAACAACUUAAACAACUUCAAUUCUACAAUGUACCUGAACCAUGAAAUGAUUGAUAGAAGUGAUAAUAAUUUUAUUAGCUUAUAAUUUAAGAUUAUAUCUACAGUUAGAUUUCAUAAUAUUUAAAAGGUUGAAAU
Messenger RNA from Rhizophagus irregularis DAOM 181602=DAOM 197198, 1257 nucleotides. NCBI's taxonomy places the organism in Eukaryota, Fungi, Glomeromycota, Glomeromycetes, Glomerales, Glomeraceae. The record is from RefSeq and is a predicted model, not a curated record.